Molecule: messenger RNA, 375 nt
Organism: Ipomoea triloba (trilobed morning glory)
Lineage: Eukaryota; Viridiplantae; Streptophyta; Magnoliopsida; Solanales; Convolvulaceae
Product: 50S ribosomal protein L18-like
Exons: 1
Coding region: 1-375 (124 amino acids)
Biological process (GO): translation
Cellular component (GO): ribosome
Molecular function (GO): structural constituent of ribosome; 5S rRNA binding
Source: RefSeq, a predicted model, not a curated record
AUGGUGGUGGUGAAGACGUAUGUCUUGAGAUUGUUCAUAUCUUUGAAGUACAUAACUGCAAAUGUAGUAGACAGGAAUAAUGGUCGGAUAAUUGCAACAGCAUCUAGUGUUGAACAAUCACUCAAGAGCUCAUUUGAAUGUGGGCGGACCUGCAAUGCCAAGGCUGCAGCAGCUGUGGGAGAAGUAUUGGCGAUGCGCCUUAAAGUGGAUGGCCUUGAUCAAGGUUGGGGAAGUGGAAUCCAUGUCAAUGUAAACAAGGAGGUUGAGAAGAAGGGUUUCAAGAACCGCACAAAGGUUUGGGCUAUAGUAAAUGGCCUUAAGAACAACGGAGUUAAACUUGUCUUGGAUGAUGAAGCUUCCCGCUCAAGCAGCUGA